Molecule: messenger RNA, 3003 nt
Organism: Halichondria panicea
Lineage: Eukaryota; Metazoa; Porifera; Demospongiae; Suberitida; Halichondriidae
Product: E3 ubiquitin-protein ligase TRIM71-like
Exons: 15
Coding region: 156-1028 (290 amino acids)
Biological process (GO): proteasome-mediated ubiquitin-dependent protein catabolic process; protein polyubiquitination
Cellular component (GO): nuclear pore
Molecular function (GO): ubiquitin protein ligase activity; protein binding
Source: RefSeq, a predicted model, not a curated record
AAUAUAGCCACAAGUAUGUGUGUACCAUUAUGGUCUAACCAUAAUCAAUACUUUGAUCCUAUGAAUAUUGUUGUGCAUGCAUCACCUGACCUGUCACUGAGAGCACUAAAGGUUAGCCUGAUACCAGCCCCUCUUACUACUAAAGUUUUGUGUCAAUGGGCAAUGUGGCAGUCAAGACUAUCAAAACUAUCAAGCACCCUCAUGGAGUGGCACUCAACCAAGCUGGGGAGAUAAUUGUGGCUGAACACGAUGCUGGUAUUGUCUCGAUAUUUAGCCCAAGAAGAGACAAGCUGCGAACAUUAGACACUCGAGGCCCAGAUUUUGGGGAGAUGAAGACUCCUUGUGGUGUGGCAGUGGACGGUGAUGACAACAUUCUGGUGGUGGACGGUGGUAAUCAUCGACUGUUGAAGUUCUCACGUGGAGGAGACCUGAUAGCAGCAGUAGGUAGUCAUGGCGAUGAUCCUGGACAGUUUAGUGAUCCUCGUGGUGUUUGUGUCAACAGUGUCAAUGGGAAGGUGUAUGUGGUUGAUUUUGAUGCUCACCGUGUUUACAUCUUCAACUCUGACCUCACAUUCUGCAACAAGUUCGGCAGUAAAGGCAGUGGUAAUGGACAGUUUAACUAUCCCUAUGACGUUGCAUCCGAUCGUAGUGGUUGUGUGUAUGUGGCUGAUUUUGGUAGUCAUCGAGUGCAAGUCUUCACACCCGAUGGUGGCUAUCUGAGGCAGUUUGGGAAAGACGGCAGUAAAAAUGGAGAACUUGGCUACCCUGUCAGCAUCUGUGUGGACAGUGAUGAUCUGGUGUAUGUGGGGGAGGAUGGGAACUAUCGUGUCUCAGUGUUCACGUGUGAGGGAGUGUUUCUCAAGUCGUUUGGAUCACAGGGAUCUGGACCAGGACAGUUCGAUCGUCCUCAUGGCAUAGCAGUAGACCAGUGUGGUGUGGUCUAUGUGUCUGAUUAUUGGAACAACAGAGGUCUCCAUGGUUACAUAGUGCUGGUGGCGGGCAUCAACACUGAUACGGGCAAGGUCUAGGUUUGUCUGAGGAAGAGGAAGUGGAGCCUGAUAUCAUCAAACUACUAUCACAUGAUGCUACAACCCUCCAUGGAUGUGUACAUUCUGCCACUGUCCUUUGUUGAGUAUCGGGUGGAGAGACGGAUCGAAGCAUAGGAGGUCAGAGGUCAUCACCAUGCCAUUAAAGCAGUAUUCAAUGGAGCUGACCAAUACGACAGUGGGGAGACUCCACCCACAGAGGUCAAGGGUCACCGGACUGGUGGUGGGCUGCACUGAAGCCAGACAUCAACAUGUUACACACUCCAUCAGCCUCUAAACCAAGUGUUGGAAUACACGUCGUCCCUCCUCAUCACCUUGGUUUCUCCAUCGCCCCCGCCAACAACUGGAUGUUGGAGGUGGGUAGAGACUACGCCAUCACUGUGAAUGUGUUUGACAAAAUGAACCACAAGAUUAUCAUCACUGAGAAUCUCUUGUGCCGAGCGUGUUCCAUGACGAUACGACCAGUGAUUGGUCAUAUGCCAGACUGUCCUCUAUUGACUCAGACCAACAAUCACAAUAUUCAGUUUCCUGUGCGGAGUGGGUGACUUUUGAACCUUGAAAUAACGCUGUAUGACAAUGUGGGUAGGACGUUUACAACUUCAGAUUGCUGCAAUGGACGUGGUGAUCGUCCAAUCAGACUGCUCUACCCACCCCCCAGACCUCCUCAGUACAACACAAGGACUCAGAUAUGGCAAUAUUCUCCCGGAGUCAAUUUUUUUUUUUCUCUCCUCCUUCACAAUCCACCAGAACUGACGUCUAACGAAAUACUGCUCUUCAAUCACCCUCUAAACAAGGGCGCCCUCACUAUAACCCCAUGGAUCUGCUGAUAAUGUCAUUGAGUACUUGACUGUUUGCAGCACCCAGACACUGGUGAGGUUCAUGACCUCCCGACCCUCAUAACCAAGCACCAGGUGGUGGAGAUCAAAAACCCAGUGCAAGUGACCCCCAAACACCUCAUCAUUCUCUGGGACCCCCAAACAGAGUUCUAAUACCAGCACCAAUUGAAUGUUCAACGUCACUAUCCUGAGCUGUACGAAUAUUUAGAAUACAAAGUGUGACUGAAUGGUCUUGUGAGGUGGAGGGGAUUGCUCAACACUAGGACCAAGGGGAAGUCCCUAGUGGUAGCCGUGGAUACCAAAAACAUGGCUCACUUUGAUAAAACAGAGCCACAGGGCAGACACUGCGUUGUGACGUAUUUGUAGCCUCAAUUGAGCGUAUUGAGAUCACAACUCGUACGAGGGAGCUGCUGUUGGGGGAGGAGCCGAACGUUUCAGUGUGCAGGCUUUUUACGAGGAAGGGUCUCCAUGGUGAUAUGGUGCUGAUAGCGGGCAUCAACACUGGUACGGCCAAGGUCAAGGUCCGUCUGAGGGAGAGGGCGUUACAGGGGGUGGAGCCUGAUAUCAUCAAGCUACUAGUCAUUGAGAACAUGAUGCUAUAACCCUCCAUGGAUGUGUACAUUCUGCCACUGCCACCCACAGAGGUCAAGGGUCACCGGACUGGACGCCAUCCUACAAGACAACAGUAUUAAAUUAUUGUGUGUGGAAUCUUUUGUGCCGAGCCUGUUUCCAUGACGAUACGACCAGUGAUUGGUCAUAUGCCAGACUGCCCUGUAUUGACUCAGACCAACAAUCACAAUAUUCAGUUUCUUGUGCGGAGUGGGUGACUCUUGAACCUUGAAAUAACGCUGUAUGACAAUGUGGGUAGGACGUUUACAACUUUAGAUUGCUGCAAUGUACGUGGUGAUCGUCCAAUCAGAAUGCUCUACCCACCCCCCAGACCUCCUCACUACAACACAAGGACUCAGAUACACCCAGACACUGGUGAGGUUCAUGACCUCCCGACCCUCAUAACCAAGCACCAGGUGGUGGAGAUCAACGACCCAGUGCAAGUGACCCCCAAACACCUCGUCAUUCUCUGGGACCCCCAAACAGAGUUCAAAUACCAGCACCAAUGGAAU